AAGUUCUCUUGUCCAGCUUUUCCAUUCGGAGUGAGAUAAGUCCUCAGCUUGAUUGGCAGCGUUUCCAUAGCAACCCCGCAUCAGCUCAGGGCCGUCCAAUGAGGAGUCAAGCCUUGACUCCCUCCCUGACUCCCAGGUGAAACUAAAGAGUCGGCUUUAAGCAGAUUUCUCUUAGUGUUUACACAAACUCUCUCUGUUUGCUUUCCCCCGCGCGCGCUCAGAUGGUGUUCAGAGCUCCGCUUGACUUUUUCUCCGCGUCCCGCCUCCUCCUGCCUCAUUUCGCAGAUGGCCCCCCUGUCCUGCCCGGGUCCCGGUCUCCGGAUCACCCUCCCGCCGGGUUCCCGUCCCUCGCGCUGCCAGGACUCUGCUUCUCCGCCACGCAGAUCGCCAGCGUGUGCGAGACUCUGGAGGAGACCGGGGACAUCGAGCGGCUGGCCCGCUUCCUCUGGUCUCUCCCGGUGACCACGGACGGCCGCGACUCCAUCUCCGAGCACGAAUCGGUGCAGCGCGCGCGCGCCGUGGUGGCCUUCCACACGGGAUGCUACCGGGAGCUGUACCGCAUCCUGGAGACGCACCGCUUUACGCGCGCCUCACACAGCAAACUGCAGGCCAUGUGGCUGGAAGCUCACUACCGGGAGGCGGAGAAGCUCCGGGGGAGGCCGCUGGGUCCGGUGGACAAGUACCGAGUACGGAAGAAGUUCCCCUUACCCAGAACCAUCUGGGACGGAGAGCAGAAGACGCACUGCUUUAAAGAGCGCACGCGGGGGCUUUUGAGAGAGUGGUACCUGCAGGACCCAUACCCCAACCCGGGAAAGAAGCGGGAGCUGGCCCACGCCACGGGACUGACCCCGACUCAAGUGGGUAACUGGUUUAAAAACCGGAGACAGCGGGACCGCGCAGCAGCUGCUAAGAACAGGUUGCAGCAUCACCGCAUCUGUCCAGACGGCGCGUGCACGCUGAGUGGGGGAGACAGCAGCGCAGAGCGGGCAGACGGAGAAACGUUCCUCUCAGUAACGGACAGUGACUCGGACCUGGAUGUCUAAAAAUUUACGCUCCUUUUUUUAAAACAAUGAGGAGAUAAGGACACUUGUAGGUGUGGAAAUAAGGCCAAGUUUUGUGGUUUAAGAAAGACACAUCCUGGUUAAAAACAAAUUCGUGUUGCUAUAGAGAAAUAACUGAAUAAAUAACAGUAAAUGUUAUUUAAGAUUAAACCGUUUUUUAUUUCUUUAACUUGAUGUUUUUUGUAUCCAAAGUUGCAAAACAUACAUUUUAACUAUCAGUUAUUAUGUUGAACUGGAUCUUUUGCAAAUGCUGGAUUUCUGUAAAACUGUCAAACUAAAAACUCCCCAAACAAGCCCUCAUUAUCUUUUUUUUUUUUUUUACCAUUUUUACUAAACGAUUUUCCCUAUUAGAUCCUUUGGAGUGAGUCCUGCUGUAGACAAUCAAUACCAGCAAAUCCUACCUCCUUUUGUACCUGAUGAAAAGCUUAGUUGAUUCUGUUUUCAUUUUGUUUUCACCACAGUUUCCUUUAAGGCUCACUGUGAAGAAGCUUGUGUCAAAGCAGCAUGAUAUGUCAUUCUAUGCUGGAGAUGAAUAAAUGCUUCGGUAUUUUAUAUAAAUAAAGGUAUUUAUGUAAGGCUCUUGUUUUA
Molecule: messenger RNA, 1649 nt
Organism: Oryzias melastigma (Indian medaka)
Lineage: Eukaryota; Metazoa; Chordata; Actinopteri; Beloniformes; Adrianichthyidae
Gene: six3b
Product: SIX homeobox 3b
Exons: 2
Coding region: 222-1043 (273 amino acids)
Biological process (GO): eye development; regulation of transcription by RNA polymerase II
Cellular component (GO): transcription regulator complex; nucleus
Molecular function (GO): RNA polymerase II cis-regulatory region sequence-specific DNA binding; DNA-binding transcription factor activity, RNA polymerase II-specific
Source: RefSeq, a predicted model, not a curated record